Messenger RNA from Schizosaccharomyces osmophilus, 492 nucleotides. It is a transcript of the gene alg13, whose product is annotated as N-acetylglucosaminyldiphosphodolichol N-acetylglucosaminyltransferase Alg13. Bases 1 to 492 code for a protein of 163 amino acids. The transcript has a single exon. Lineage: Eukaryota; Fungi; Ascomycota; Schizosaccharomycetes; Schizosaccharomycetales; Schizosaccharomycetaceae. Gene Ontology annotation, molecular function: hexosyltransferase activity. The record is from RefSeq and is a predicted model, not a curated record. Gene Ontology annotation, biological process: dolichol-linked oligosaccharide biosynthetic process.
AUGAAGGCGUUUGUUACCGUCGGUUCUACAAGAUUUGAUGAACUUGUUUCUAGCGUCUUACAUGCUGAGACACAGUACCAGCUCUUACAGCAUGGAAUCACUCAAUUAAUUGUUCAAUUUGGAAACGGUAAAGAGGCUUUUGGAACUCCAAAACCUAUUAAAGGAAUUUCCAUAUCCGGAUUCGACUAUGCACCCGAAAUUGGAUCAUACAUUGACUCGUCUUCGAUUGUUAUUUCUCAUGCCGGUGCAGGUAGUAUUCUUCAAUGCUUGCGCGCUCAGAAGCCUCUCAUCGUUGUACCAAAUGAAUCUUUGAUGGAUAAUCAUCAGCUUGAGCUUGCAAAUAAGCUGGCUUCUUUGGAUUAUCUGAUAACAUGUUCUUAUAGAGAUCUUGCUCAGGGAGUUGAGGCCUUAUUCAGUACAAAGCUAAAGCCAUUUCCUGAGCCUGAAUAUUCUGCUUUCCGAAAUGUACUUAGUGAUGUUUUAAUUAACUAA